CCUCAACCAUGGCGACCUCUGGAAGGAAUGGGACGUUGGAUCCGUUUAAAACGUUUGAUAUUAGUUUGGAGGAAAGAAAAGCCGCGGAAGAGCGAGCAAAGAUGAGGGGUCAGCUGAAGAAUGAAUGGCAGAAGAAAAUGACUAAUCCACACCGCGCUGUUGGGGAUUAUGUUUUUGAUCCAGCUUUGCAGAGGUUUAAUUCAAUGAGGGUCUCACAGUAUGACUAUUUUAAAGCCACGCCCAAAACAACAGCAUGGGGCUUUGCCCUGCUGAUUGUCCCAAUGGUUGGUUUAGGAUGGUUGGUGCUUGACUCUAAGAUAAAAGAAGAAAAACGGUUCAGAAAUGGGGAAGUCAUGUACAAAGACCGCUCCUUCAAGUUUAUAUAGUGCACAGCUCAGAAUUUCCUCAUUAAAACUUAUCAAGAUAACAGGUGUGUGUGUGUUAUGUCAUUGCAAAUGUAAUCUGGUGUAUACUGAGAAAAGAGAAACUUUGUAGUUGCUUAUUUGUUGCCAAAUUUCUUAUUGUACAUACUGUAUACUGACUCUAACAAUAAAAAAAGUUUUGAUAAA
This is a messenger RNA of Liolophura sinensis, 569 nucleotides long. RefSeq lists its product as uncharacterized. Lineage: Eukaryota; Metazoa; Mollusca; Polyplacophora; Chitonida; Chitonidae. The coding region runs from base 9 to 386 and encodes 125 amino acids. Gene Ontology annotation, cellular component: mitochondrion; respiratory chain complex I. The transcript is spliced from 3 exons. The record is from RefSeq and is a predicted model, not a curated record.